GGAAGGGACGUACCAAAGCUGCCAAGCAGUCUCACCUACAUCUCUCUCUCUCUUUCCUAUUCUUCAAGAUCCAAGAAGAGGAGGCAGGAAGGCAAGAAGCUGUGGAAAACUACUGUAGAGCAGGUGGCAGAUUGGAGGGUACGUGCAUGGCCAGCAGCAACAAGUGGUGGCAGGCGCCACUGGACUUCCCGCCGCCGCUGCCGCAGCACCAGCAGCAGCAACGGCAGGCCGUGUCCAUGUCGGUGCUGACCACAGCGCCAGCUGCCACGGCUCCAGCCUCCGCGGCCACCGGUGCCUCGCCGGAGGGCAAGCAGCAGGGUCAGCAGCCGAGCGCAGCGGGGGCCAUCGUGCCGCUGCGGAGGCCGCGUGGGCGGCCGCUGGGAUCCAAAAACAAGCCGAAGCCGCCGGUGAUCAUCACGCGCGACAGCCCCGACGCGCUCAACUCGCACGUCCUCGAGGUGGGCCCCGGGGCCGACGUGGCGGCGUGCGUCGCGGAGUACGCGCGCCGCUGGGGUCGCGGGGUCUGCGUCCUGGGCGCGUCGGGCGCGGUCGGGGACGUCGCCGUGCGCGGCGCGGCGACGCCGCUGCGCGGGCGCUUCGAGCUCCUCUCCGUGACCGGCGCCGUGCUGCCGCCCCCGGCCCCGCCAGAGGCGUCCGGCCUCGCCGUGCUGCUCUCCGCCGGCCAAGGCCAGGUCGUCGGCGGCUGCGUUGUGGGGCCCCUAGUCGCCGCGGGGCCCGUCACGAUCUUCGCCACCACAUUCGCCAACGCCGUCUACGAGCGCCUCCCCCUCCCCGACGCCGCCGACGUCGAGGUCAAGCCCGACCUCUCCACCGCUACCUCCACGGGGCAAGAGGCGCAGCCGCAGCUGCCAUUGGCGCCCUCCCAACCUCCGGCCAUGGGCGCGGCCUACGCCGACCACCGCUCGCCGCCAUACCCGUGGGGAGGCGGGGUAUGAGCAACAUUCACUAAGGAACUAGAUUUUGUCAAGUUAAUUGUUGGGCAAAUACUGCAUGCAACAUGCAAGGAAUUGAAUCAAUUGAUUCAUUGGUGCCCUUCUUGGGCUCUUGUAAUUUCUUUCUCCUUCAAUUUGUGAUUUUCUUGUGGAAAAAUGGAGUGUUAUGACCGGAAGGAACCAAAGCUCUCAUGCAUUGAGCAUUAGAUCAGCAGGCUGCUUGGAAGUAAAUCAGGCAGACCAGGUGUUUUUGUGUGGUUAGUCGAGGUGAGUGUUCUUGUUCAGAAGCUUGGUUUGUACUUGGAGAUCGAUUUUUAGCUUAGGCAGAUCAGUGAAACUCAUUUACUAGAUCACCUUAUUUCUCUUAUUUUUGGUAGCACUUGCCUACAUUUGAUUAAUAC
Phragmites australis (common reed) is the source of this 1354-nucleotide messenger RNA. RefSeq names its product AT-hook motif nuclear-localized protein 27-like. Bases 147 to 956 code for a protein of 269 amino acids. The transcript has a single exon. Gene Ontology annotation, biological process: vegetative to reproductive phase transition of meristem. Gene Ontology annotation, molecular function: minor groove of adenine-thymine-rich DNA binding; DNA-binding transcription factor activity. Lineage: Eukaryota; Viridiplantae; Streptophyta; Magnoliopsida; Poales; Poaceae. The record is from RefSeq and is a predicted model, not a curated record. Gene Ontology annotation, cellular component: nucleus.